AACCAAACGAUAAACGCACGCCAGUCAAAAACAAAAUAUAAAAAAAUAAAAUAGAAAACCUACACACAACGUGAACGAAUUGUGCAAGCAAAAGAACACAAGUUUAUUAAAUUAAUAGUAAAACACAAGUGCAUAAGUGCGGUUCCUUAUUUUAGUGAAAAAAUACGUAAAAGGCAACGCAGCUCAAAAUAUUAAAUUAAAAUACGAAAUGCGUGCACGGGCCAAUUACAAUUAACGACAACUGUAACAGUGACUGUAAACUGUAACUGUAACUGUAAACUGUAAGCGAAGGGCCAGCCAGCAGCCGAAAAUAUGUGCGCAGAAUUUUUGUUUAGCCAGUGGAAUUGAUUUUCUUACGUUGCCGUUGCCUUUAAGUUGAUGUUGCUUUUUUGUUAGCACAUAUUCAAAACUUACACACACCCACCCCCACACACACACACACACACACACACACACACACAAAUAUGAGUGAGCUAAGCUGCCUGGGACUGCUGCUGUUGCUGCUCAGCGCGAGUGCACAGCUGACACAGCCGACGUCAACGUCAGUGGAUAUCAGCAGCAGCGGCAGCGGCAGCAAAAAGCAUCAGCAGCACACACACUCGAACGCCAUCAUGGGCGAGGCGGGCGUGUCCAGCACGCAGCUGCAACAGCCACAACAGCCUGCGCGAACGCUGCGCCCGCUGUCCGGCAGCGAUGCGGGUCUCUACGAUGCGCCCGACGACUGCCACUUCAUGCCCGCUGCGGGCUUGGAGCAGCCGGAGAUAGCGCUGACCUGCAAUCUGCGCACCGUAAACAGCGAGUUCGAUACGACAAACUUCAGCGUGAUCCCAGCAGAGCACACAGUCGCCCUGCACAUCCUCUGCAACGAUGAGAUAAUGGCCAAGAGUCGCCUCGAGGCGCAGUCGUUUGCCCAUUUGGCGCGACUCCAGCAGCUGUCCAUUCAGUACUGCAAGCUGGGCAAGCUGGGCCGCCAAGUGCUCGACGGAUUGGAGCAGCUGCGUAAUCUCACGCUGCGCACCCACAACAUACUCUGGCCGGCCUUGAACUUUGAGAUUGAGGCCGAUGCCUUUGCAGUGACCAAGCAGCUGGAGCGCUUGGAUCUGAGUGCCAACAACAUCUGGUCGUUGCCCGAUAAUUUAUUCUGUGCGCUGUCCGCACUCUCAGCUCUGAACAUGAGCGAGAAUCGCCUGCAGGAUGUGAAUGAGCUCGGCUUUCGUGAGCGCAGCAAGGAUUUGGCCGGCAGCAGCAGCACUGAGGCCAGCACGACGGAGGCGGCUGCCAAGCGAGCGGCCAGCGCCUGCAAUCUGGACUUACAGCUGUUGGACGUAAGCUAUAAUCACUUUGUCCUGCUGCCCGCCAAUGGCUUCGGCACCUUGCGGCGUCUGCGUGUGCUACACGCCAGCAACAACGAGAUCUCCAUGAUUGCCGACAAGGCGCUGAGCGGCCUGAAAAGCCUGCAGAUUCUCAAUCUCAGCUCCAACAAGAUUGUCGCGCUGCCCUCCGAGCUCUUCGCCGAGCAGUCCAAGUCCAUCCAGGAGGUCUACUUGCAGAACAAUUCCAUCAGCGUGCUGAGUCCGCAGCUGUUCUCGAACCUGGAGCAGCUGCAGGCGCUCGACUUGUCCUCCAAUCAAAUCACCUCCACCUGGACGGACCGCAACACCUUUGUGGGGCUCAUACGCCUCGUGCUCCUGAGUCUCUCGCACAACAAGCUCAGCAAACUGGAGCCGGACAUCUUCCGCGAUCUCUACACGCUCCAGAUUCUGAAUCUGCGUCACAACCAGCUCGAGAACAUUGCCGCCGACACCUUCGCGCCCAUGAACAAUCUCCAUACGCUGCUCCUCUCCCACAACAAGCUCAAGUACUUGGACGCCUAUGCCCUGAACGGACUCUAUGUGCUCUCCCUGCUGUCGCUGGACAACAACGCAUUGAUUGGAGUGCAUCCCGAAGCGUUUAGGAACUGCAGCGCACUGCAGGAUUUGAACUUGAAUGGCAACCAGCUGAAGACGGUGCCGCUGGCGUUGAGGAACAUGCGACUGCUCCGCACUGUGGAUCUGGGCGAGAACAUGAUCUCGGUCCUGGAGGAGAGCGCCUUCAAGGGCUUGGGCAAUCUGUACGGACUGCGUCUGAUUGGCAACUAUCUGGAGAACAUUACCAUGCACACGUUUCGCGACUUGCCCAGCCUGCAGAUUUUGAACCUGGCCAGGAACCGCAUUGCUGUGGUCGAGCCAGGCGCCUUCGAGAUGACCUCCAGCAUUCAGGCCAUCCGCUUGGACGGCAAUGAUCUGAGCGAGAUUAACGGCUUGUUCAGCAACAUGCCCUCGCUACUCUGGCUAAACAUCUCCGACAAUCGCCUGGAGAGCUUCGACUAUGGCCACGUGCCCAGCACGCUCCAGUGGCUGGAUCUGCACAAGAACCACCUGAGCCUGCUGUCCAACCGGUUUGGUCUGGACGCCGAGCUGCGGCUGCAGACCCUGGACGUCAGCUUCAAUCAGCUGCAGCGCAUCGGACCCAGCGCCAUACCCAACUCCAUUGAGCUGCUGUUCCUCAACGACAAUCUGAUCACCACUGUGGAUCCGGACACAUUUAUGCACAAGGCCAAUCUCACGCGCGUCGACCUCUACGCCAAUCAGAUAAGCACGCUGGACAUCAAGUCUCUGCGUAUUCUGCCGGUGGCGCAACAGCGUCCACUGCCCGAGUUCUACAUUGGCGGAAAUCCCUUCACCUGCGACUGCAACAUCGAUUGGCUCCAGAAAAUCAACCACCUCAGCUCGCGGCAAUACCCACGCAUCAUGGAUCUGGAGACCAUCUACUGCAAGCUGCUGAACAAUCGCGAACGCGCCUACAUCCCGCUGCUGGAGGCCGAGCCCAAGCACUUCCUGUGCAACUACAAGACGCACUGCUUCGCCGUCUGCCACUGCUGCGAGUUCGACGCCUGCGACUGCGAGAUGACCUGCCCCACCAACUGCAGCUGCUUCCACGACCAGACCUGGUCGACAAACAUCGUCGAGUGCUCGGGUGCGGGCUACUCGCAAAUGCCGCGACGCGUGCCCAUGGACACCACCGAGUUGUACAUCGAUGGCAACAACUUUGUCGAGCUGGCGGGCCACUCCUUCCUCGGACGCAAGAACCUGGCGGUGCUCUAUGCCAACAACUCGAACGUGGCGCACAUAUACAACACCACGUUCAGUGGGCUGAAGCGGCUGCUGGUGCUGCACCUGGAGGACAACCACAUCGUGUCGCUGGAGGGCUCCGAGUUCCACAACCUGGAGAAUCUGCGCGAGCUCUACCUGCAGUCGAACCGCAUUGCCAGCAUAGCCAACGGCAGCUUCCAGCCGCUGCGCAAGCUGGAGGUGCUGCGCCUGGACGGCAACCGGCUGCUGCACUUCGAGGUCUGGCAGCUGUCGGCGAAUCCCUACCUGGUGGAGAUCAGUCUGGCGGACAACCAGUGGAGCUGCGAGUGCGGCUACCUGGCGCGCUUUCGCAACUAUCUGGCGCAGAGCGCUGAGAAGAUUGUGGACGCCGCUCGCGUCAGCUGCAUCUACAACAAUGCCACGAGCGUGCUCCGGGAGAAGAACGGCACCAAGUGCACGCUGCGCGACGGCGUCGCCCACUACAUGCACACCACGGAGAUCGAGGGACUGCUGCCGCUGCUGCUGGUGGCCAGCUGCGCCUUUGUGGGCUUCUUCGCGCUCAUCUUCGGACUGUUCUGCUAUCGCCAGGAGCUGAAGCUGUGGGCGCACUCGAGCAGCUGCCUUUUGAGCUUCUGCUAUCGCACGCCGCGCUUCGUCGACCAGCUGGACAAGGAGCGGCCCAACGACGCCUACUUCGCCUACUCACUGCAGGACGAGCACUUCGUCAAUCAGAUACUGGCCAACACGCUGGAGAGCGACCUGGGCUACAGACUCUGCCUGCACUACCGCGACGUCAACAUCAAUGCCUACAUCACCGAUGCGCUGCUCGAGGCGGCCGAGAGCGCCAAGCAGUUCGUGCUGGUGCUGUCCAAAAACUUCCUCUACAACGAGUGGACGCGCUUCGAGUACAAGAGCGCGCUGCAUGAGCUCGUCAAGCGUCGCAAGCGCGUCGUCUUCAUUCUCUACGGCGACCUGCCGCAGCGCGACAUUGACCUGGACAUGCGCCACUAUCUGCGCACCAGCACCUGCAUCGAGUGGGACGACAAGAAGUUCUGGCAGAAGCUGCGUCUGGCCCUGCCGCACGCCCGUGGCAGCAACAACAACAAGCGCGUCACCGGCUGCCUCGCCGCCCGCAACUCCAGCGUCAACAUGUAUGCCACAGCUCACGAGUAUCAGUCGGCGCCAGUGCCCGCCACAGCAGCUCGCAUUGCCGACAAGCUCUAUGCGGACUGCGGCAGCAACAACUAUGCCACCAUCAACGAGUGCGGCGCCCGCGGCUACAAGCCCAUACCCACAACAGCAGCCGCUGCCGCCGCCGCCUGCAAGUUCAACACCAUGAACCAGCUGUCCAAGAAGCAGCGCGAGCUGAGCGUGGCCGGCAUGGCCAAGACGCUCGAGCAUCAGCACCAUCACCCGCAGGCGCAGCUGCAGUCGCAGUUGCCUUCGCAGCGCCGCAGCCAGCAUGAGUAUGCGGUGCCGGCGUAUCUGCCAGUGGGUCAGGGCCAGGGCCAGGGCCAGGCACCCGCCUACGACAGCGUCGAGUAUGCCAAGCGCAUGGCGGCGGCUGUUGGCAACAGCAACUGUGAGUGCAUUGGCACGGCCAAACGACUGGUCAAGGGUCAGGCGCCCGCGCUGCCCAGUAGCUUUAGCUCGAACUUUGUAGCGCCCGCCAUUGCCGCUGGCGCCUACAACUGCAAGAAGCCCUGCAACUGCAAUGCGGAUGAUGAGCUGCUGUGCGGCUGCGGUGGGUUGGAGAGCGGUACGCAGAGCAGCGCUACCAUGAGCAGCAGCAGCAAUAAUAGUCGCCAGCCGGAGCUGACGCAUUACGAGUCGAAUUUGAGUCUAAACGAGUUGGACGAUGGCGGCGCCAGCAAGCCGCUGCAUGAUUUGUGGGCGUAACCGGGAGACCCGCGCCCACGCCUACGCCCAUGCUCACAAGCCACAAACCAGUGAAUUUAACUAAAUUAUAGAAUUGGGGUAAAAAGCAUAGCAUACUUUUUGGGGGGAAAGGGGGUCAGCAGUUGGUAUUGGGGGGAACGACUUG
This is a messenger RNA of Drosophila busckii, 5175 nucleotides long. RefSeq names its product toll-like receptor 6 (gene Toll-6). The record is from RefSeq and is a predicted model, not a curated record. Gene Ontology annotation, biological process: signal transduction. NCBI's taxonomy places the organism in Eukaryota, Metazoa, Arthropoda, Insecta, Diptera, Drosophilidae. Gene Ontology annotation, molecular function: protein binding.